Molecule: messenger RNA, 1169 nt
Organism: Chara braunii
Lineage: Eukaryota; Viridiplantae; Streptophyta; Charophyceae; Charales; Characeae
Source: the annotation of a GenBank genome assembly
GCGUAUACGAUUCCUCUCCCGCACUCUUCGAUCCGGUGCCAAGUGGUGACGGCCAAAUCAUUCCGGGCGACUUGUGCUUACGAGCAGCCCGAGGARAUCGGCAUAUGUUWCCUACGGACCGUCGCGGUAGCCGACUCUUCACCCACGGACUUGUCUUCGGACCCCGUGUGGUACGGUUGCUGGACGAGUUCGCCGACAUCUUCGAGUCACCUACCGGUGUGGUACCAGGUCGACCGAUCUCUCACGAGAUCAUUCUUGAGGCCGGUGCCGUGCCGCCGAAAGGUUGCAUCUAUCAGAUGAGUGAGGAGGAGCUUGAGGUACUCCGCGCACAACUCGAUGAUUUGUUGGCCAAGGGCUGGAUCCGCCCGAGUAGCUCCCCAUAUGGAGCACCAGUUCUGUUCGUCAGGAAGAAGAACAAGGAUCUACGAUUGUGUAUCGACUACCGCAAGCUCAUCGCGCAAACCGUCAAGAAUGCGGGGCCUCUUCCUCGCAUCGACGAUCUUCUCGAGCGACUGGGCGGUGCGAAGUAUUUUUCCAAGUUGGAUUUGAAAUCAGGAUAUCAUCAAAUCUUGAGUCAGCCGAACGAUCGCUACAAAACCGCAUUCAAGACGCGGCACUGGCAUUUUGAGUGGGUGGUCAUGCCUUUUGGCCUCACCAACGCCCCGGCGACGUUCCAGGCGGCGAUGACCAAUGAGUUCCGUGCAAUGUUGGACCGGUUCGUGCUGGUCUACUUAGACGAUAUUCUCGUCUACAGACGGACAUUGGAGGAUCAUCUUGGACAUCUUCGACGAGUGUUGGAGACGCUCCGCCGUGCCAAGUACAAGGCCAACCGCGACAAGUGCGAAUUUGUCCGGCAAGAGCUGGAAUACUUGGGCCAUUUUGUCACACCGGAGGGCAUCAGUCCGCUAUCGGACAAGAUUCARGCCRUCCAAGAGUGGCCGGAGCCUCGGAACGUCACGGAUUUCCGUUCGUUCCUCAGUCUUACCGGCUACUAUCAGCGCUUCAUCAAAGGCUACUCCAAGAUCACGGCCCACUUGAACAAGCUUCAGUGCGAGGAUCGGCCGUUUGACUUUGGAGAGGAGGCGCGAUGAUCAUUCUUCGCUCUCAAAGUCGCGCUAUUGUCUACGGAGGUCUUGCGAAUCUACGACCCACUCGCGCCUACGCGUGUC